This is a messenger RNA of Sphaeroforma arctica JP610, 492 nucleotides long. RefSeq lists its product as hypothetical. The coding region runs from base 79 to 468 and encodes 129 amino acids. The record is from RefSeq and is a predicted model, not a curated record. The transcript has a single exon. NCBI's taxonomy places the organism in Eukaryota, Ichthyosporea, Ichthyophonida.
UGUGCAUAGACGCGGAAGGAUUCGCAAUCUGAGAAGCAAAUCACGGCCUCAAGCGUCGAUCACGAGAGCGAAGAGUACAUGGGUGCACCAGUUACCAGCACAUUAAACGGGGCCAAAGAACCCACAGGCGAAGACACCAUAAGCACAGUGCACCUGGAUGGAGCGAAGAGUGAUAGUGGACAAAUAACCAGCACAAGCAGCGCGAAAACUAAUAGCGAGCGGUUACGGAAUGAUGCGUGUAUUGUCAGGCUGCCUCUGAUAUCAGGAGGUGCACGGAACAGUGUGAGCAUCGAGGGGACUACGGUGGGGGCCAUAAGCUCUGCCCUGAAAGAGAAGGAAAAGGACCGGCAGGACGAUACAAAGGUGGUGCAAGUUAAGAUGCAGCAACGGCAGCAGCAACUACAACAACAACAGCAAACGAAGAAGCGGGACAGGCCGUGUUGGAGUCCACGGGUAUUCCUCAAAUAAAUAAAUGAAUAAUCAGCGGAGAAG